CAGAAGGGACGCAGCACACCAGCUCUCCGCCGACCCCCAGGCCCUGACCCCGCGCCCAUGGCCGCGCCGGGACCCCGCGCCCUCCGGGCUGCCCUCUGUGGCGGCUGCUGCUGCCUCCUCCUGUGUGCCCAGCUCGCUGUGGCUGGUAAAGGAGCUUUGGGCUUUGGGCGAGGAGCCCUGCUCCGCAUGAACAUCUGGCCAGCUGUCCAAGGGGCCUGCAAACAGCUGAAGCUCUGUGAGCAUUGUGUGGAGGGGGACAGAGCACACAACCUCUCUGGCUGUGUGUGGGAGCAAUGUCGGCCAGAGGAGCCAGGACACUGUGUGGCCCAAGCUGAGGUGGUCAAGGAGGGUUGCUCUGUCUACAACCACUCAGAGUCAUGUCCAGCUGCCCAUCACCACCCCACCUAUGAACCGAAGACAAUCACAACAGGGAGCCCCCCGGUCCCCGAAGCCCACAGCCCUGGCUUUGACGGGGCCAGCUUCACUGGGGGCGUUGUGCUGGUGCUGAGCCUGCAGGCGGUGGCCUUCUUUGUCCUGCGCUUCCUCAAGGCCAAGGGCAGCACCUACCAGACACUAAUCUGACCCCCUCGGGCCUGGAUUCCACACUGAGGGGAAGGAGGACGAAGAGGCUGCCCUCUUGGCCCCCUUGUGGGCAUUGGGGGUGGGAAAAUCUUGGGUUACCAAUUUCUGGCCCCUGCGGGCACUGAGCAGGCUCACUGCCCAAUAUCUGACAUCCUCUCCUGUCCUGGGCCUGGUACCUGCAGCUGAGAGCAUCCUUCAACCACCCGCUGUCUCCUCUGUCAACCCUGAAGGGCCCCUGCCUGGCACUGGGUCUGUGCCUGCUUCUUCCCACCGACCUGGCCUGGGCACUGUCCCCAAAUAAAGGAACUCUU
Molecule: messenger RNA, 893 nt
Organism: Ceratotherium simum simum (southern white rhinoceros)
Lineage: Eukaryota; Metazoa; Chordata; Mammalia; Perissodactyla; Rhinocerotidae
Source: RefSeq, a predicted model, not a curated record